CGGAUAUCACCGUGGAAAUUAUCCUUCUCCAACGUUUGGUCUGCGCACAGAACUUGAGCUCGGUAAAGGCCGAAAUUUCGUGAUGCCCGACAACUGCGCUGAGUGGCUUGGGAAGACCAAAACACCUCCUGCUAAUGUCAAAACCUCCGACUACGAGUGGCGUUUGAAAAAGUUCAGGAAGUGCUUCUCUCCGAAAAAGUUACGACGCUUUCUGCGCGACGUUACAAAAGGG
This is a messenger RNA of Amoebophrya sp. A25, 232 nucleotides long. NCBI's taxonomy places the organism in Eukaryota, Dinophyceae, Syndiniales, Amoebophryaceae. The record is from the annotation of a GenBank genome assembly.